UCGACAACAGCCUCUUUCCCCAAUUAAGCAGCAUCUUGUCCCAAUUAAGCACAGGGAAUCCGAGCUAUUUUCUUGAUUUGUUUUUGUUCUUUAAGAGUUAUCCAAAUAAGUGGCUGUCCUGAUUAACCAGUCCCAAUUAAUGAACCCACAGUAUAUAUGAUUUAUGUUUUGUGAUGUGCUGCUGGCACAAAACAGCAACCAAGAAUCAGGGUGACUGGUAUGAAGGUAUGAAUACGACUAUCACUGCUCCCUGCCCAGUGGACUGUGUGUUGGGGGGCUGGGUGAUCAGUCCAGGUCACAGGGUGUCUGUUCUCAUUGAUCUGUCUGACAGAACCAUGCGUCAGGAGGACAGAAGCUGCAGCUCUGCUACGUUCACUUGGAGCUGGGACUCUGUAGAAACGGACUCAUUGAUGACGGUGAUGGGUGUCCGCCUGAUUGAGGACAACACGAAUGCUGCAGGGGAGGACCCUCAUCACUCUCCUCCCAACAAACGACCCAGGCACUGCCAGGGGAAGGAAAACCAGCCACACAACUUCCUGGUGUCAAGGAGGUUUCGCAAAGCAGACUGUUCAUCAGGUGUGAGUCGCUCCUGGGAGGAGUUGCCCGAUGAGCUGCUGUUGGUCAUUUUUCACUCUCUGUCAAUGCCUCAGUUGUUGAAGGUUUCGCAGGUCAGCAGGCGAUGGCAUCGACUGGCGUUUGACAAGUCCCUGUGGUACAGUGUGGAUCUGAGCAAGGCAAGUCUGCCCUCGGGUACUCUGGGCCGAGUGCUGGGGACUGGAGUGGUGGUCCUCAGGAGUCCUCGCUCCUUCCUUGGAGACCCCAUCUUCAAGGAUGACAGAGUGCUCCCUCUGCAGCAGCUUGACCUGUCUCACUGUGUGACCAGCUCCUCUGCCAUCUUCCAAAUUCUGUGGCGCUGCCACCAGCUCCUGGGGCUCAGUCUGGAGGGGCUGUUGCUGUCCGACGAUGUCAUCAGGGCUGUUGGCCACAGUGAGAAACUGCUCCGGCUCAAUCUCUCCAGCUGUUCCCGGUUCGGGCCUGACUCCCUCAACCAGAUGUUGAACAGCUGUUCCAGGCUGGAUGAGCUGAAUGUCUCAUGGUGUGAGUUUGGGCUGGAGCAUAUACAGGUGCUGGUCACACAUGUACCCAGCACUGUGACACAGCUUAACAUCAGUGGCCACAGGCACUGCCUCCGGAACACUGAUGUGGAGGUUCUGUGCCAGCGAUGCCCACAGAUCACCAACCUGGACAUGAGUGACAGCACGAUGCUGACGCCUGGAUGUUUCCCUGCUCUCUGUCAACUCUCUCACCUCCAGCACCUGGGCCUCAGCAGAUGCCAUGAGAUCCCUCCAGCAGCUCUUGUGGAGCUGAGGGAGAUCAUCUCGCUGAAAACGCUGAGUAUUUAUGGGCUGGUGCGAGACUCCACACUCAACGUGAAGGAGCUGAUUCCUCAGAUUAAGGUCAACGCCUUUCCUCUGACAAGCAUCGCUCGGCCAACUCCAGGUCAUGGCAAAAGUCGGACCAUCUGGGGCAUUACCUGUAGGCUGGAGAUGCGCACCCUCUGAGCACUUGGACUAUUCUAAUGCACACUACAGCAGAGAUCCCAGGGCCUGCGAUUGUUUGUUGGGAUGGAUGCCUAUUGUAUGAAAACCGGACAGAAUAGGAGCUUGUGUUAACCAGGAAUUGGGAAGCAAAGGAUUGUACAGGAGCUACUGAGGCAGGCAACAGAAGCUUUUAACAGUGACUACAAGGCACAGGUAGUGUAGGUGCCAAGUUCUGCAAGAAGCCCAACAAACAGGACAAGGUGAUAGAGCACACAGCUGUUACCGGAAUGGAGUUGGAGAAAAGAUCUAUCCUGAGCCGUGAAUGAGCACCGUCAACCCCUCGUGUACAGACUGCAUCAGUGGUUACAGUUCCUGUUUCAUGUGGUCAAUAAAUACUUGGAAUGUUUGUUUAUCUGUGGAAGAUAUGUGGCACUCACAGUAGUUCUUCCCUCACAUGCUGGGAGACCUCAGUGCUGGGGGUGUCAGUGGUCCAGACUGUGGGACACGAAGGUGAACCUGAAUUAUAGUCAUGAGCACUGCAGCACAGAAACAGGCCUUCAGAACAUCUAGUCUAUGCCCACCUAGUCUCAUUCCCCCUCACCUGGACCAAAUCCCUCCCAGCAAGGUACCUAUCCAAAUUUCCCUUUAAAAUGUUCACCAGAAACAUCCACCAGAAUGCUGGCAGCUUAUUCUACACUCACCAUCCUCUUUACCCAUGACUUCUAGUCUCACCCAACCUGAAAAAGCUGCUUACAUUUACUGUAUCUAUAUUCCUUUAUCAAAUCUCCCUUCCUUCUUCAAUGCUCCAGGGAAUAAAGUCCUAAUCUAUUUAAUCUUUCCCUAUAACUCAGACCCAGUAAUAUCCUUGUAAAUUUUCUCCUCUCUGCAAGAUCCAAUUAAAGGUGUUAAGUAGUAAUGGGGCUAACUGUGUCUUCAGGGACUUGUACCACUCUGAGGUAAACCCAUCAGAACCCGGGGACUUUCCAGCCUUUAACCUAGAGAUGGCCACGUUCAGUUCUUUGACAGUUACUGGUUCUAAUAAACUUUCAUUUUGUAAAUCUGUAAGUUUAGGUAGAUCUAAAAAAUUCAAUACACUGUCUAUAUAGGGCUCACUGGGGGCCCGGGGUUGGGAGUACAGCUCUCGAUAAUAUGUUUCAAAACUCUCUUGAAUUUUCCCUAUUGUACUGUCCACAAGCUUUGUCUUUGGAUUCUUUAUUUUAUGAAUUGUAUUGUCUGCUUGUUGUUUUCGUAAUUUAUAUGCUAAUAAUCUAGCUGAUUUACCUCCUACUUCAUAAUUCUUUUGUCUCAGGUAAAGAAAAUUUCUUUUGAGUUUCCAACGUAUAAAUAUCAUCAAUUUCACUUUGCAAUUUCCUAAUUUCCUGUUUUCGAUUUGAAUUACUUUUGUUGCUAUCUACAACUUGAAGUUGUUUUAAUUUUCCUUGAAGGUCUGCUAAUUUUCGUGCGUUGAUUUUUUUCAUGUGAGUAGUAAUGGAAAUAAUUUUCCCUCUCAGUACAGCUUUCAAUGUAUCCCAUAAAAUUACUGGUGAUGUUUCUCCCGUGUCAUUAAGGUCUAGAUAUUCUUUGAUUUCUCCCCUUAAUCUCUCCAUUACUUUCGGGUUAUUGAGUAUAUGUGAGUUUAGCCUCCAUAGUGUUUUCCUCAUUUUCCUUUCCAGGAUUAGAGACAUAGAGACUGGGCUAUGAUCCGACAGAUCAAUUGUUGCAAUAUUAUAGUUUUUUAUCCUGAGUCUAUCUGUAUUGAAGAUAAAGAAAUAGUCUAUCCUUGAAUAGGCUGAAUGAGGGAAAGAGUAAUAUGUAUAAUCUUUACUAGUAGGGUGUAAUUCCCUCCAGACAUCUAUAAUUCCCAACUCCUCCAUCAAUGAAUUCACUUUCCGAGUCAGAGGUUUAUUCUGAGUAACUAUUCUUGAAGAAUCUAAUAUAGGAUUUAAUCUAAUAUUAAAAUCCCCUCCACAAAUUACUACCCCUCGAGAACUGACCAUUAGGUCAAAAAUGUGUCUAUAAAAUGACCAUUCACUACCUGGAGGAGCAUAAACAUUCAGUAAUGUUAUUUCUGUACCUUCUAUUCUUCCUGUGAUUUUUACAAACCGUCCUUCUUUGGCUCUAGUCUCUGAAAUAUGUUCAUAAUUAAGAGUACUUGAUAUUAAAGUAGCUACCCCUCUUUUGU
This is a messenger RNA of Mobula hypostoma (lesser devil ray), 3723 nucleotides long. RefSeq names its product S-phase kinase-associated protein 2, E3 ubiquitin protein ligase (gene skp2). The transcript has 9 exons. The record is from RefSeq and is a predicted model, not a curated record. Gene Ontology annotation, molecular function: protein binding. The coding region runs from base 174 to 1562 and encodes 462 amino acids. NCBI's taxonomy places the organism in Eukaryota, Metazoa, Chordata, Chondrichthyes, Myliobatiformes, Myliobatidae.